Molecule: messenger RNA, 465 nt
Organism: Trichophyton rubrum CBS 118892
Lineage: Eukaryota; Fungi; Ascomycota; Eurotiomycetes; Onygenales; Arthrodermataceae
Exons: 1
Coding region: 1-465 (154 amino acids)
Source: RefSeq, a predicted model, not a curated record
AUGGAGGAUAUCAGGUUCUUGGUAAAUAUAAGGGCUAGAGUGUGUUGUUCAGACGAUUCCCAAAGCCCUUAUAUUAUAGUCAUAAAUAUACCACCUACAAUUCUUCAAGAACUUGACACUAUCUACCCUGAUAAAGGCCCAAAAAUAACUGCCAACCUACAAGACAAAAUCCUUAUUAUCGAAGCUAUAAUUACAAAAGCCCAUGAAAUCGCCGCUCGACGCCUGAAGGUGUAUAUUGAUCAAGAUAUUAUGAAGAUGGGCCUAGAGUUUGAAGUUCUUAACUCGGGAGAAGCACGAACAACGAGUGGAACGUUUGUGAAAGAACCAGAUACUCGUUUCACGCUACUAGAUCACGACUGGCCGAUCCUAGUGAUAGAGGCUGGAGUAUUCGAAUCUGAUACCAAAUUAAAGAUGGAUGCUAGAGGAUGGUUAGAGCCGCACGAUCGGAAACAAAAGUUACUAUAA